Gasterosteus aculeatus aculeatus (three-spined stickleback) is the source of this 2279-nucleotide messenger RNA. RefSeq names its product homeobox A11a (gene hoxa11a). The record is from RefSeq and is a predicted model, not a curated record. NCBI's taxonomy places the organism in Eukaryota, Metazoa, Chordata, Actinopteri, Perciformes, Gasterosteidae. Gene Ontology annotation, biological process: anatomical structure development; regulation of transcription by RNA polymerase II. Gene Ontology annotation, molecular function: DNA-binding transcription factor activity, RNA polymerase II-specific; RNA polymerase II cis-regulatory region sequence-specific DNA binding. Gene Ontology annotation, cellular component: nucleus.
CACACACUUUCCUUUCACACACGCACACACACACACACACACACACACACACACACACACACACACACACACACACACACACGCACACGCACGCACGCACGUACACACAGCCUGAAAAUCUGUCAAUUUCUGCCGUCUGGUCACGUGACCUCCUCCUCCGUAGAGUGGAUGGAGAUGGCUCUCCACGUCAGCCUACGUCUCCAAAUGUCUGCUUAGCGAACCUGCUUCAAAGAGGCGAGAGGCACGGCGCUUCAGAGCCAUGUUCAGGGCGGUUAUAGAGGAAUCCAACCACAACACAGAGUCAUAGAAGAGGGUGAACUACCAUGAUGGAUUUUGACGAAAGGGUCCCCGUCGGAUCGAACAUGUAUUUGCCCAGCUGCACGUAUUACGUGUCGGCGGGGGCAGAUUUCUCCGGUCUUCCCUCGUUUUUGUCCCAGAGCCCGUCCACCCGCCCCGUGACAUACUCUUACUCCUCCAACCUGCCGCAGGUCCAACCCGUCCGGGAGGUGACGUUCAGGGACUAUGCGGCUAUCGAAGCGUCCGGUAAAUGGCCGCACCGGGGGAACCUGCCCCACGGCUACCCCACCGCGGAGGACAUGGUGCACCGGGACUGUCUUUCGGCUCAAACUUCCGUCGUGGGGGACGUGUUCGGUAAAAACAGCCCCACGGCUGCCGCCGCCGCGUACCACCACCACCACCAUCACCACCACACGAGCGCCGGCUCUUCUGCGAACAAUUUUUACGGUAACGUGGGCAGAAACGGCGUGCUGCCGCAAGUCUUCGACCAGUUCUACGAAUCGGCGUACGGGAACGCCUCGGAGGGCUCCUCCGGGAACGGCUACCCGGGGGACAAGGCGACGGCCAAGCAGGCCAGCUCCACGCCGGAGGACGAGGCGUCGUGCGGGGACACCGAGGCGAAGGAGCAGCGGGAUGAGGCCAGCAGCCCGCAGUUAUCUUCCGGCAACAAUGAGGAGAAAUCCAGCAGCAGCAGCAGCAGCAAUGGACAGAGAACCCGUAAGAAAAGAUGCCCUUAUUCCAAAUAUCAAAUAAGAGAACUUGAAAGAGAAUUCUUUUUCAGCGUGUACAUUAACAAGGAGAAACGCCUGCAACUGUCCCGGAUGCUCAACCUCACCGACCGACAGGUGAAGAUUUGGUUUCAGAACCGUCGCAUGAAGGAGAAGAAACUGAACAGAGAUCGAUUACAUUAUUAUACGUCCAAUCCUCUGCUUUAGGGGUCAACGACGCCCCGCCACGGCUUCCACAGUCCCCCCCCCCCCCCCCCUGUGGGACCGACUGCGUCUACAGGCACACUGGCCCUCCUGCUGGGACUCUCCCACUGUACAUUGCGUACACGCGACGGAAGCGACACACCGCUCAGUUCAUUUCAAGUUCGAGGACAAGCUCGUCCUGCGAUCGGAAUCACCCGCAGAGUCCGCACGAAUAAAGGCUGUGGAGUGAGAUUUUACCUCUCAGACUCUCUUUGGGGGGGGGGGGGGGAUGCGGAUCGCGAGGACGCCCUUGUUCAUGUUAAUUGUUGCCCACCGACGCCUUCUUUAAUUUUAUUUGUCACGCGGGCGAAGCCACUAAUUGACUGACCCGGUGCAUUUUGUAACCAAAAAGAUUUGUUUGACUUUCUUUUCUAUCAGAAAAGGGGGGUGGAUUUAGUAUGUCAUUAAAUAAGUGAAAUGAUAUUGGUGUGACCAAAACAAUGACUUCGGAUGAGAAUGUAACGUGUUUAUGUUGUGUGUGCUUAUUUAUGUUGUAGCACUCGUUUACUCUCCUUUAAUAAUGAACCAAGUCCAUUACUACGAGCAGACUAUUGUGAUUCCGUGUUGAGUCUGAACUGACCCUUUGUCGCCUUUCCUAAAUAACCUGUGGCUACACGUAUUUGUACGUCGCGUAUCCACAACACCCGAAUCCACGUUGUCCUUUGGGAUUUUUGGAGACUAUCAGUUGAGUAUUGAUAAUGCAGGCCAAAACCAGAGAGAUAAGCUUGUCCACUGGAUCCGUGUGGAGUUGCACUGAGGUACACGCCCAACACAUUCACACAUGCAGCAGGCCUGUUGGGUCUUAUAAUGAUACGCAUUACAGAUUAUUUUUUUCAUUACUUGUGAUCCUUUGAUAUUUGCUGUCUAAAGAAGAUACAAAUUCACGUUUUCAAGUGUGCUAACCAGGCAAUGCUGGUCAGGGGCACCGCAUUGAAUCUAUGGCUUGGUAUACGCGAAAUUAUGUAUUAUACUAUAUUUCCCAAUAAAAAAACAAAUGAAAGAUCAUUGACA